Symsagittifera roscoffensis is the source of this 1922-nucleotide messenger RNA. Its product is annotated as cAMP-dependent protein kinase regulatory subunit-like. The transcript has 8 exons. The coding region runs from base 945 to 1910 and encodes 321 amino acids. Gene Ontology annotation, cellular component: cAMP-dependent protein kinase complex. Gene Ontology annotation, molecular function: cAMP-dependent protein kinase regulator activity. The record is from RefSeq and is a predicted model, not a curated record. NCBI's taxonomy places the organism in Eukaryota, Metazoa, Xenacoelomorpha, Acoela, Convolutidae. Gene Ontology annotation, biological process: regulation of protein phosphorylation.
AGCGCUAUUAGCCUUUAUCGCCUUUCAUACUACAUUGAAAAUGGAAAAUGGCUAGGUUGGGGGUAAGGGUUGAGAGGGUCGCGAAGAUGCGGCCUUUCUAGUCUUUUAGAAGAGCUCAAACAAAAUUUGGCGACCUAGAAAAGGGCAAAAGGGCAAUGAGUAUUUAAAAAUUUUAGAUUAUCCAUUUUUUUGGAUUAUCCCUUUUCUUCCCUACUUGAUAGAAAAUUCACAAUGAACUGUUCCAUUUCUCAGAUUCUGCGUGAAAUGAAGCCGUGGCUUGUUUCCGCGUAGGCAUCAAAUGUCAAAAACGGCAAAGUCAUUUUUAUUCGUUAUUGAUAGUGACUAAAAUAGCUAGAUAUGGUUCCAUUUUUUUUAUAAUACAUUUAUGGACCAUCUUAUAAUUGGAUCUUAGUUUAAAUUUCCUUUCCAGCUUGAAAUAUAGCCCGAUCAUAUGGGGUUUUGUUUUCAAAAUAUUAUGCAUAGGUCGUGCGCACAUUUAACUCUCUUUUUUCAUUCUUGUAUCAAGAAACUUUACAAUUUUUAAGACACUUCACAGGUAAUUUCGAUUAAAUCACAAGUAAGUUCUCCUCCUGGGAUGAAAUUUUAGCCUCUUAUAUUUCACAAAAUUUAUAGUAUAAUUUAUCUCAUGGUAUAAUUACAAUGGACCUUUAGUUACAGCUUGCAUAGGUUAUUUUUGUACUGGGAAGAAAAUUUUCGCCAUGAUAUAGAAUAAUUUUAGCACAUGCAGUCAAGAUAGUCAAUCGGCGAAGUGACUUCACUUCUUAUUAUUACCCUGAAAGUGACUUCACGAAUUAUCAAUAUUGUUGGUGUGAAUCAAAUCAGCAGAAAAAUAGCUUGGCAUCAUACUCAACUUCGUCUAAUUUGAUAGGCGGAUUUUUGAACUUGGAGUUACUGUUGUUAUUGUUGCAGCCUCUUAUAAAACGAUGUCUCCAAAAAAGGAAAAGAAGUCGAGUGGCAAGUCCCCCCGACCGGAUUCGUCUGCAUCCGACAUGGAGUUGUCCCCCCGUCUGCAGCAGGGCAGUCUCAGGAGGGGAGGAGUGUCCUCAGAAGCGGUCACUGAGGACGACAUUGCAAAAUUCGAGAAGAAGGUGUUUCCGAAGAGUGCUGAGGAGAAAAAGGCGUUGAACAAGGCCCUGGACAACAACAUCCUGUUCAAGUACCUGGAUGAGUCCACCAGGAGUGAUGUGUUCGACUGCAUGGAGCCCAACACAUUCCCCGAGGGAGAGGAGAUCAUCACACAGGGUGACGAUGGAGACUAUUUCUACCUCAUUCAUAGAGGAAACGUUGAUGUGUAUGUGAACAAGAAAAAAGUGAGCACCCUGAGUGAGGGGGGCUACUUCGGGGAGUUGGCUCUAAUCUACGGAACCCCCCGCUCUGCCACGUGUGUGGUGGUUGGGAAAGAAGUGAAGACAUUCAGACUCGACAGACAACACUACCGAAUGUUGCUCAUGGGUAGCCUGUUGAGAAAAAGGAAGAUGUAUGAGAGCUUCCUCAAGAAAAUCAACUUCCUUGAGGAGUUGGACUCGUGGGAGCUGCUGACCUUGGCGGAUGCACUUCAGCCGGCAACAUACCCAGAUGGCACCACAGUGUUCGAACAGGGCCAGGAGGGACAGGACUUCUUCAUCAUAGUAUCUGGAGAGGCAGAAGUGACUCAGAAGAAGGCGAAGGAUAAGAAGGAGACCCAGGUGGACAUCCUGCAGCCAGGACAGUACUUUGGAGAAGUUGCAAUUAUCCUGCACAGAACCCGAACUGCCACCAUCAAGGCCAAGGGCAAACUGGAGUGUGUUAAGAUAGACCGGGACACCUUCGAGAGGAUCCUGGGACCCUGUCAGGAGAUCAUGAGGCGCAACAUGAACAACUACAAUUCCCUGAUCAGCCUCUACCAAUAGAGUUUACUCGUG